CGGUCUUGGUAUUGAUAAAGGAUAAAGGCAGAGCAAGAGAAAGACAAAAAGACAAACAGAGUCGGAUAGGAAAUCUACAGCUUCGCCUUCACCACUACUCUCAACACCACGCCGAGUUACCAGCGCUCAUCACUGACAACUUCCCUGUACCCGGCGUCUCCGAAUCGACUGACUCGAUACCUUCAUCUUCACUUAAUCGCCUGAUCGAUCGUCCAUAAGGACUUAUUACCUCCACCCGCCGUUGUCUGGCCAUCACCCUGAUCGUCUUCUCCCCUGUAUUGGCAUCUAUCCAGCUCCAGGCGCGGGCCUGACAACCGUGACGUGGGGAUAGAAUACCGCACAGAUAGAUAUAUCGACCUACAUCAACCACCUCUCUUCCAUCCGACUUCACCAAUCCUCCACAAUGGCCGGACCACAUCUUCAAAUCCAGACCGAGGUCUCCUUCUCCCCUCGGUCAUCCCGCCCAGACACCCUCCGUCCAGACAGCUUCAGUCUCCCACGGCCUCAAUCGCAACCACCAACCACCUCAAGCCACGCCCAUCGGGCAUCCACCUGCUCCAUCUCCUCCGAUUCUACCUCCUCAGCCUGCUCCCCACAAGAGACCUUUCGCAACUUCGCAAUUGACUUCGGCCAGGCCCGAGUCGAAGUCCUCCGCUGCUCCCGAUGCGCCAAAUCCGUCGAGACGGUCUCGCGAUCCCGGAGCGCCGAUGGCUCUAGGAGGGUCAGCAACGACGAGGCCAUGGCCAACGGCAUGGUGAGCUUCGGGCACAAUCUCUAUUACUGUGACCGCUGCGCGAAGAUCGUCGGGUACACGUGAACAUGGUGGUUCACCUCCCACACCACAUCCAUCACAUCUCAUCCCAUCACAUCACAUCACAUGUCCGAGGAUUUUAAAAACGGAGAAUGAUCACGGUCUCUUCCUGAAACUGCUGGCUUGCCACCCGUCUUUCUCUUCCCAACGAGGGAUAGAAUCACCAUAUCGAUAAGGGAUAUCUCCCCUGAAACACCACACUGAGCACCCAUGCCCAACCUCACAUAGUGGAGCAACUCAGACAGAGAACCCAAGAGGCAAAGGCUGUCGUGAGACUCUACAACACAGCACAUUUUCUUCCCCAUCUCUCUGGGGUACUAUCUGUAUAUACAUACCCAUCAUUAUUAGACCAGGACUUGAUAUCUCAUAUCGUUCUAUCUAUCAGCUUUGUUUCUAUUGGCGCUCUACCAGGACUCGGUAUUGGAUAUGGGAAUCUUGGAGGGAGAGGAGAGGAAUCGACAUAGUGUCUUGCCUCCUCGGCGUUUUUGUUUCUGGGUAUUAUAG
Amorphotheca resinae ATCC 22711 is the source of this 1315-nucleotide messenger RNA. RefSeq lists its product as hypothetical. NCBI's taxonomy places the organism in Eukaryota, Fungi, Ascomycota, Leotiomycetes, Helotiales, Amorphothecaceae. The record is from RefSeq and is a predicted model, not a curated record. Bases 404 to 817 code for a protein of 137 amino acids. The transcript has a single exon.